AUGGAUUUUUUAAAGCAAAUAAGAAAACGCCAGAGGGAAAUCAACUUAUCAAAUAUUUUUAACUUUUCCCCACUAACAAAUGAUGAGAAAAAUCACUUAAUAAAAAUAUAUGGCCUGUUGGCAUUCGGGACUAUGAUAACAGCUUUGAGUUGUUAUAUUGAUAUUACAAUUUUUAAAAUUCCAAGAUUUAUAGCAUCCAUAGCUAGCUUAUUUUGUUCAUUUGCCUUAGCUUCAUCAUGCACUUAUGCACGUUAUAACGAUACUCAAACAUCAUCAAAAACUAAAUUAAUAUAUUUUUUGGGUAUAUCAGCAUCUAUUGGAAUUUUAUUAAGUGAUUAUAUUGCUUAUAUUAAUCGUUUGAACCCAUCAAUUUUACCGUUGGCCUUUUUCGGAAGUUUAUCCAUAUUCUCAUGCUUUUCCCUGUCUGCAAUAUUUUCAAAAAACAGAAUUUCUUUAUUUAUUGGAACUGUCUUAUGCGCCAUAUGUUCCUAUGUAUCCCUAAUUUCUUUUAUGAACUUUUUUAUAAGAUCAAGAUUUAUCGAUACAACUUUAUUGUAUCUUGGAUUCUUUAUGUAUAUGGGAUUUGUAUUAUUUGACACCCAACUUACUUUGUUUGAUUUCCGUAGAGGAAACAAAGAUUACAUAAUGCACGCCGUUUGUUUAUAUCUCGAUUUAGUUGGACUGUUUACACAUAUAUUGAGAAUAUUAGGAGAUAAAGAAGAAAAGAAAAAAAAAUAA
Molecule: messenger RNA, 738 nt
Organism: Plasmodium vinckei vinckei
Lineage: Eukaryota; Apicomplexa; Aconoidasida; Haemosporida; Plasmodiidae
Product: bax inhibitor 1, putative
Exons: 4
Coding region: 1-738 (245 amino acids)
Cellular component (GO): membrane
Source: RefSeq, a predicted model, not a curated record